AUGCUUAACGCCGUUCGGAGCAAACGAAAUGUGGUUAUCAUUGCUUUCCCCAAGAAGGGGCGAGCAAACGUAUGUCAUAGGAAAUCCGGCAAAGCAUGUGCUGCACCAACGAAGGAGAUUAGCGUGGGACCCAGCACUUGCUUGUCUGCAGAAGUGGCUACUCGGUGGAUUAAGCGACAGGCGUCUGAUACGCUGCCCGAGUCUGUUCCAAGCUCCGCUUUCCGUAUAUGUAUAACUUUCAGCUCCCCUUCUGCUAGCUCAACCGGAGCAAUGGGAUGCCCUGAGCCUCGAACCAUGAGACCCCCCUUCAAAUAG
Molecule: messenger RNA, 315 nt
Organism: Microsporum canis CBS 113480
Lineage: Eukaryota; Fungi; Ascomycota; Eurotiomycetes; Onygenales; Arthrodermataceae
Exons: 3
Coding region: 1-315 (104 amino acids)
Source: RefSeq, a predicted model, not a curated record